CAUGGCUGCUGCUUAUCAACUACCUCUAUCUAGAAAGUAUGUCCUAGUCAUUUAAGACCAACUGCAACAAGAUAACGUCUUCACAGUAUACUGAUAACGAGAGGAGCAGAUUCGAUAGUCUCCCUAUGCUCAAUUGUGUUGGAGACAGAAGACAUGAAGAUCCCGGAUCAUGAAAAUACUGGUCAGUGGACCAAUGUGUGGACGCAGGACAGCGUGUUCGCACAUGUGGAAAAGGAGUUGAGGGAGAUGGAAGACAGGCUGGGUACUGUAAGGAAAACUUUUACACUUUCCGGAGAAUUGUUUCAUUUCAUCGAGAUGGAACUAAAGAAAUUAAAUUCUACAGUGAUGCUAGAAAGUUCUCCUCGAGUGUUUCCUCAAGGUGAGCGUUUCUCAGAAAUAUCCCGAUCACUGCCUAAUGUUGUGCCUCCCCAUGGAAGGAAAGAAGCCAGGCGAAGAACACUGUCAACAGGUGCCCUGGAUAACACACGCGGGAAGUCUGACACAAGACGCCAUAUUCGUAUUCACAGCGAGAGCACCGCAACAGGAACCUUCCUCUUAAGCUCAGCACAGUCCUCCGCUCAAAGUGGACGGCAUUAUCAGAGUAGCAAUAAGAAAAAAAACAAGAAUUCAUUUCACAGCAGUGUUUUAUGCUUAAAAGAUCUCGAUCAGUCUCUGCCACCUUGUUUUAUGAAUUUCCGUUCCACUUACACAGUGGAACAGAAGGUCCCUGGAAAGGCUGCCCAGCACUGGGUGACGCGUGACCAAGCGUCGGGUGCUCAGCGAGGCUGUAAGAGUUCCUUGGCACUAAAGAGAUGUGCAGAAGAUAGUGCAGGUGGAAAUUCAUUUAAGAAAAGAAAAGAUGAUGAGAAAAUAAAAAUAGGAAAAGCCAAGAAAAAGAAAAUGCCUAAAAUUAUCAGUCAGUGCAAAGGAAAAAAUAUAAAUAUGGAAGUUUAUUCUGCAAGCAUACUAAAGCGUGACAAAUCUGUUUCAUCCACGUCCAGCAAUUCCUCCGUGCCCUGUGUGGCUGCCGGCGACACGCAGGGCAUCCCUCACCCUGCUCAGUCAUGUACCUGGUCAGGCAGCGCCUCCGCUCACACCAAGACCCACCUCAAGCAGCCCUGCCUCCUUUCUACAGGUAGUUGCCAAGGCAUUCCACAGGUGUGCUCCAAUACAAGGUUGAAUCGCACUACUCAGGUGAACCAAGGACUCCAGCUUCAGGUUGACAGUGGAGCACUACGAGCCACCAGCGUCCCGGGUAAUGUAGCACAGCCUCUACAAGGCAUUGCUCUGCAGCCCCUUCUAGAAGUGCCAGUUGCUGGAGUGUCAAGACCUCUAAAUCUUGUAACCAAAAGUCGCUCAGAAGAAACAUCAAAUUUUCCCAAAGGACAAAGUGCUUCUGAAGGAAAUAGACACUUCGAUGAGGAACCCCCACCGCAUUAUUACUCCAACUCUUCCGUCGGCAGGACCGCUGCAUUUUUUCCUCUUUUCUCCCCAGCAUUCCUGUGCAUUUGUUCUGCUCCUCGGGUCUGUGUGUUGUCACCCUCCACAAGCCAGACGGUGACGCAGGGCACGGAGGCCGUGGUCCAGCAGCAAGGUUCAGAAGUUCCUGGUUGCAUUCUAGCUGAGUGUGGAGGCACCACCUCAAACCAUCGUGGUUUGCCUCUUAAUGAAAGUAAACGUGAUCCACCGUCAUCAGAUGAUGAACUGUCGUGGUCAUCAAGGGAAAGGUUUGUAGAGGAGCGUCGCUCUGAAUCUAAUGAAGCAAACAAACCUGAAUCGCUCUCUAUUAAAUUGGCAAGUAGCUGUAAGUAUGGAGGAGGCUUACUGGGACGUGAAAAAAAUGAAAGCAGCAAAUAUUGCAUGUUUCCAGCAGUGUUAAAUCGCACCUCAACUUUGUACAAUUGUCAGGAAAAAAAAGAAACUUCUAAAACGGAAUUUCCUUUUCCGCCUGCUAAGCCUUGCAGUGUGAUCAUUCAGGUGCCUCAGAAGAGCCUCCAAGUACAGAUGAAUGCUGGUGAGGCCCCUGCACCCACCUCGCAAGAUGAGCCACCGCAAAAACAAAUAUUAAAUGUGGGAACAAAAAGCCCCAGUUAUCGCCGCCGCCUGAAAGCCAAGUGCGUCACCGAUGCUUACGGAUGCGGGGAAUUUAAAUGUGAAAAGAUAGACAGACUCUUCACCAGAGGCGAGAAAUGUUUGUCAGUCAUAGAUUCGUUGAACUCUAUAGACAAAAGAGUCACAUGUACCAAAGAUCAAUAUUUGCGCUAUAUCCAGAGGAAGACUGACUUCAACGCCAACGAGGAAAAGUCAUGUACGAUUAAUAUGAGUUCCACUAGUGUUCUGAAGUUCGUCCCCGCUGCAGCAGGUGUCUCAGGUGACAGUUGUGAAGAUCAAACAGACAGCGGAACUCUUUCUGGCACGUCAGCCCUUGAUGUGGAGCCGGUGUACAGGUUCCUGGGGAGUGAUGCUUGCAGUGUCCAAAUUCAACCCAGUAAGGCGGCUAACAUGAUGAAUGAUUGGGUGACUAUCAAUAAUUUUAACCAGACGAAGCAAGACAGUGGGAUCAAAUCUGAGGAGACGAGAUGUAGGAUUCUUCAUGAAGAACCCUAUCAAAAACGUACAAAUGUGAAUACGUCUGGCAUACGCUCUGUCGAGAUGAAGCAGCAUGACCACCAACAUGCACUGCGCUCAGAGCACAAAGGUAACUUGGAAGGUCGUGAAGCUCACAUGCCAUCAGCAUGUGAGCUUCACGCAGCAGCAGCUAACCCGCCAGUCAAUAGUGCCUCGACUAGUGAAAGAUUUAAUGCCAUUCAAAAUGAGUCAGCUAUUACAAGUAGCCUGCAUCAAGCUCCUUUGAACCUAGCCUCCAAUGAAAGAAAGGAAACUUUGAAACAAAAUUUUCAAAAGCUGCAGCCACCGGAAAUGGGUCCAAGUAUUCAAGAGGUGUACAGAGCAGAUGUAUUGCUGGAAGAAAAUAAAGAUGAAGGCUUGUCAGUCUAUACCAUAAAUUAUCAGCUUCUGCCACCUAUCAAGGCAACCUGGACCGCAGACAGUGCCAUACUCCUGAGACGUAACCCGGAAGUCGCUGCCUCCGCCCCGUACACCGGCCUCCACAGCAGCGUUACCAGCCUCAAGGUGCCGCUUCAGUGCCGCCUCUGCAAAAAAUCGUGUACAUGUUUGCGAAAGACGCCACUUGGCAAGGAGUCGAAAGGUAGUUUUAGGACUAGAAAAUUAAAAGCUUUAUCUCCAGUCAAAAUGCAAGUGACAAACGUUGCCGGCACAGCCUCCAUUAUCUACACACUGGUGGACGUGGCGUCUCAGGUUGCCGCUAACUCAAAGGCUCGAGGAAACGACUCAACAGACAGAGACUUGGGGCUCAUGUCAUGCGGGAAAAGCCAAAAUGGGAGACUAAAUAUAUCAUGCAGUGAUCCACAAGCGUCCUCUUAUGUUUGUCAGAUGUGUCUGGGUGUGGAUACUCCAGCAGAUGCGAAUGUGACUCGUGUCCUGAAACAAGUAAUUCAAGCAGAUAGCAAACCGUCUUACUUCCGGGGCAGCGCAUCAGGGUACCCUCGCAUGAUGCAGUGGCAGAAUGGAGUCAGCAGCGUGGAAAACCCAGAAACAUCCGCUUCUCAAAACGGAGACUCUUGGCAUCCAUCAGUCAGUCUUGCUCAAGACCAUUUGCAGCCUCUACAGAGGACUAAAAAAAGGAAAUCGAUAGAUGAAUCUUAUGCGACGAGUUCACAAAGUAAAAAUUCCCUCAAGUGGGAAGAACUGAGUCCCCCAUUGUGUAGCACAAACUCUCACAAUUUGCAUUCCACUCGUAGAGAAGAAAUUUCACCGCACGAUUCUGAGGGUGCGACUCAAACAUGCUCCAAAAGACAAGGAGGUGAAGACGGGGGAGGAGGCGGCAAAGGAGAUGAUAUAUUGCGCCAGGCAAUCGAGGCGGAUUUGUUUGACGUCUUAGUGACAGAUGACAACUCUGGGUGUAUGUGGCCCCUGGACGAGGAAGCAGCAACACAAGAGCAAGAUUACUCCAGCGGGCAGUGGGAAGGGAAGCUGACAGAACGGGAACCUGGGAGCACACCUGUAUACAUGACGAGAAAUGAAACUGAUUGCCAGGCAGUUUUUCGAUGUGAAUUAUCCAUCGAAUCUCACACCCAAGGGAACUACAGUAUCACAACACCUUUGAUCAGUGACGGUGAUGAUGGUGUUGACGAGAACACCACUCUGAAAGAAGAAGAGCCGCAUCGUGAUGUGUGCGGAGAUCUUACGAAUAUUGAUAAAGCAGGGACGGAAAUGACGGAAUCUGAUGAAGACCUGGAUGACGGGGACGAUCUUGACGGCUGGACCCAUGCUGACCAGCUGCCUUUCCGUUGUGAAUUCUGUGGUCGUCUGUUCAAGCACAAGCGUUCCCGGGAUCGCCAUGUCAAGCUACACACUGGAGACAAGAAGUACAAGUGCUGCCACUGCGAGGCCGCCUUCUCCCGCAGCGAUCACCUCAAGAUCCAUAAGAAGACCCACGACACACAAAAGCCAUACCAAUGCUCCGUCUGCAACCGAGGCUACAACACGGCGGCCGCACUGACGGCGCACAUGCAGAACCAUAAAGCUAAGCUGACUGCGCACGCCCUCAACCAGCUGCUGAAGGAUGCCCAGGCGCCUGUAGAGACCCACGCCUUGACUCAACUCCUGCGAGAUUCAGCGGCAGCGGAGACGCACGCCCAGUCCCUCAACCACUUCCUGAAGGACGGCCAGAAGGAACAUUUGCUGAGCCCUAAGGGAAUUGAAAUUGGAGCAGGAUCUUCCCCAGGAGAGCUGACGUCCUCUCCGGCAGGAGAGCCAUCGCCUUCACUGUCCCCGGUAGCCACAGUCCGCUGUCCCGUGUGUCACACGCACUGCAAGAGCCAAGCUCAUCUCCAGCGGCAUGUGUCACGUUACCACGGUGAAGAGCUGCCCGGAGUGCCACUAGAGCGUCCUGCCUCGCGUGGCGGAGGGUCAGGCACCUCCUCCGUUGGUGGGGCGUCGUCAGCAGCAUCCACUCCAUCACCGCGCCCACCUUCUUCACUUCCUUCUCCCCGUCCGUUGUCCAACCCACUGCUGUCGCUGGUGGCGGGGAAGCUGGCCUGCCUGUACUGCUCCAGAGAUGGCUUCCCUUCCCUCGAGGCACUGCAGCUACAUCUACAGUCCUCUCAUGGUUCUGUUAUGAAUGGAGAAGUGCGGGACAUGACAACAAUGCUGGGCCUCCACCCUUCUCUCGGUGCUUCACUCAGCGCCAGCGGCAUGGCAACAUCCUUGGCUUCCCCUCUAGGACCUGGGUCUUCCCGAGGAGUGAGCUGUGAACUGUGUGGGGCACGUGUGGGCGGCGUAACAGCUCUGCAGCGCCAUGUAGUGACGGCCCACACCUUCACUGAUCUCCUGGCGCGUGCUGCGGAGGGAGUGUUCUGCGCACAGUGUUUGUUACCCUUCAGCAACCCAGGUGCCUUGGCUGAACACAUCAAGCUUGUUCAUGCUUCACCUGUGUUGUCAGCAGUGCUGAAUAAACGACCACCCUCACCACCCACUGACACCCCAACAGAUUUAAGUAAAAAAUCAAGGCAUGAUGGACUGACCUCGGAUCUCCCCGCCUCAACAUUGCUGUGCAGUCAGUGUAACGCACCGUUCACAAACUUCGAAGCUUUCCGUAGACAUCUCAAGUCUCACCUGGAUGGAGGAGAGCAGGUGAGCGCCACUGGAGGAAGUGGAGUUCAGCUGGCAUGCCCCGAGUGCCGCCUACCUUUGACCUCGGAGGCCGCCCUUGAGGGACACGUGGCCACCCACCUGGGCGUCACGUCCACAGAGUACGGUUGCCAGGCUUGUCUGAAGCUAUUCUCAAAACCUGAUGAAUUGCAAAAACACCUGAUGGAUAUCCACGCCCAUCAUUUAUACCGGUGUGCUCUCUGCAAGGAAAUGUUUGACUCCAAAGUUUCGAUUCAAGUCCAUUUUGCCGUCAAGCACAGCAAUGAAUGUAAAGUUCACAAAUGCACCCGGUGCUCACUCAUAUUCCGGUCCCAGUCAGAGUUCGAGGGCCAUAUACGUGUGACCCACAUUAGACGUAGCCAGAUGGGUGGUGAUUCAGUUGGGGGCGGAAGUGUCGGGGGAGGGGGAGGGUCCUACCGGUGUCUGCUGUGCCCCCUCAGCCUAAGCUCUGAGGCCGAGCUGGCAGCACACGUCUCGACGCACCAGCGUCAGUUCCAGUGUUCUCUUUGUGAUGAUGCUUUUCAUGUGGAAUUUCUCUUGGACAAGCAUAUGCAAACCCAGCACAACUCUGAACUCAAUGGCAAUGUGCCACAGCCAGAAAAUUUGGCAAAGCCUAGGAGAAGUCCCCAGAAAAAGGACCUGAGGUGCGAUAUUUGCGAUGCAGAGUUUUCCACAGAUUCUGCACUCAUGACUCACAGGAAACAAGCUCACAAUAUUAAGAGUGGGUCUGUUGGUGUCACUGCCAAGGUAGCGGCUGCGUCUCUGAGUCUGUUUUGUGCAUACUGCAGCGAAGCUUGCAAGUCUCGAGGAGAUCUGGAGGCCCACAUGAAGUCUCACCAGGGUAAUGGCGGUCGUCAUAAAUGCAAUAUCUGUGAUGAAUUAUGUCCGUCGGCUGCUCUUCUAGCUCAACACAAACUCACUCAUGUAAAAGUGGUAUCAGGCAGUGCAUGCGCCGUGUGCCGCGAGCCCCUGACGUCUGAGCAGCAGUUCACCAGCCACCAGAACGAACACCAUCCCUCCCCGCUGCCCCAGCCGUGUGUUGUAUGCAGACAGACGCUCGUCACUGACAUGGAGGUCAGUGUUCAUGCUCGAUUCCAUGCUACACAAGCCGCCCAAGCUGCUGCAGCGGCAUCAGUUGCAUCAGUGUUGAGCAGUGGUGAGUUGCAUCCUCAAUCAACAAACUCGCUGGUUUUCACAACAGGCAGCAAUGCGCCCACCACGACAACCAGCAGCACCAAUGGCAGCAGCAACAGCAGCAGCAGUAGCAACAGCACUAGCCCUCGUCUUUCUCCUUCCCAGAGGUGUCAGGAAUGUCAUAUCAAAUUUGAGACAGCAGAAGAAGCAGAGGCCCACACUGCUGUACAUCAGCAGCAGCAGCAGCAGGGUUUUGGUCGCUCAAUGGCAUCGUCUUCACGCACCUAUCAAUGCAUCAAAUGCCAAGAAAGCUUUGCAUCUGAAGCCGAGAUAGAAGCCCACGUCGCUUCCCACCUGCUGCACGAAGGUUCAGUGCACGAGUGUCAUCUCUGCCGUGCCACCUUCGACACUCCGCUUCGACUUCAGUGUCACCUCAUCGAGCACACCUUCGAGGGAUGCGGAAGCUUCACCUGCUACAUGUGUUCCUCGGUAUUCACCACAGCAUCCAGACUCCAGCAGCACAUGGUGGAGCACGGGUUGAGUGCACGCCCUUAUGAUUGCCAUCACUGCCACCAACGAUUCUUUUUCCGCGCUGAACUGGAGAACCACGCACUUUCUCACCCUGAGGCUGCCAAGGGUGGGUGUCGCGAGUGUUUGGCGAGUUUUCCUGACUUGCCACGCCGCAGUGCGAGGCGACCAUCGCUUUCCUGCGGCACUUCCAAUCCAAACGUGGUCUCUCACGUCGCUCAAAAUCCAGGGAAGUCUGAUCUGAGACCAACCCGUCCCUCUUCUCCAGUUCGGGACGAGAUUGACAUUGGACCGACUAAUGGUCAUGCCUCAUCAGUGGCAGACAAUGUGGAAGAUUAGUUAUUUGUUAUCUAGUUGAAGAUAGGUAAUUGGUUAUUUACAGCAUUUACGUAACGCUACAUAUAUUUAGUCACCAAAAGAGGCUAAGGAGCGACCAACAAGUGAUGUUUUAAGUUGCUUGGCUAAAACAGGUAAUAACUGAAAACGAUUGAGCGUACCUGGUGGCUGCAAUUGAAGUUCUUAAUUAAUUAUCAUUGCUUACACGUAGUAAGAAAACGUGCAGGCGCCUUAUCUCACAGUUCUGGUGAACGACCUGACUAGGACAAGGAAGUACAAAAUUAGCUUUUCUAUCACUUCAGCUCGGCUACGAGGUGUCUAGUUCUGGAAACUUUCCUUUGCCGAUCAGAUACUUUGUUUCAAAGUAGCCCAGUGAUUUCGUGUAAGCUACCGCAAAGCACCUUUGGUUUGUGUAGCUUUUUUUCUUACUAAUAAAGGCAUAUGGUCACGUCACGUUGCUAUCUUCGUUGGGUGUCACGCAUUGAUUUGUUCUACAGGGUACCUACUAUUUUAGUGUACAUAGCCACUUUUAUUUAUAUUUGCCACUUCAAUCUCGUAGUAUAGCUAAGCUCGUUUUCACUGAAGGUGGCUGUUAGAUGUUCCGAGACUUUAGGAGUUUCUCCAAUAAACUAGCCCAGUUAUGUUGAGUAGACACAGUAUUAUCUUGUUGUCGCUAUUAAUAGUUUGGUGCUGGGAAUAAUUUCUUUCACCUCAGUGUUGUAUAAAGAAAGUUUGGACCAAAACUAAGCUUAGGUAUCGAUUUUGACAAAUAGGUGUUUUCAUAUUUUUUUUUUUUUUUCUUAAGCAUAAUUGUAAAAGGGAAAUUUUAAUUUCUUUGUUAAAUAAAAGAUUCUAAUGGAAUCCUGUUGUAAAUUAAGUGGAAUAAAAUUUCACUAUAAA
Molecule: messenger RNA, 8631 nt
Organism: Scylla paramamosain (green mud crab)
Lineage: Eukaryota; Metazoa; Arthropoda; Malacostraca; Decapoda; Portunidae
Product: zinc finger protein 423-like
Exons: 6
Coding region: 154-7734 (2526 amino acids)
Molecular function (GO): zinc ion binding; nucleic acid binding
Source: RefSeq, a predicted model, not a curated record